Molecule: messenger RNA, 864 nt
Organism: Brenthis ino (lesser marbled fritillary)
Lineage: Eukaryota; Metazoa; Arthropoda; Insecta; Lepidoptera; Nymphalidae
Source: the annotation of a GenBank genome assembly
AUGCUUCGUUUUGGAACUUUCGUGGCGAUUUCUAUGGCGCUAGCUGCUGCGGCGCCUGGAUCCAAGAUCUUCCAACUGGACCUUUCUCCUGAAGAAGCUCAAAAGUAUAUUAGUAACCCACCGUAUGUAGAGCCCAAGUACGCUGGCAGGACUGCUAUAUUGCCUUUGAUAAGAUACAACGACCCGAGGUUUCGCUCAGCGGACGCUGGUCCCACUCUCGGCCACUACUGGAAGAACGGACACGAGAUUGAAAACCCCGACGAUUAUGUUGAAGAGGUUUACAACGCAAACCAAUUUCACGGCCAAGAUGGCUUAGGCGCGUACGCAUAUGGCUACGAGACCCCUGAAUCAGCCAAAGUGGAGAACAGAGUGCGUUCUGGAGAUGUCACAGGAUCUUACACUUAUAAAUCUGGUGACAAUGAUAUUAAGGUCCGUUACUGGGCAGACAGCGAAGGUUUCCACCAAGAAGACAACAUCCCCAAGGUAGAACUGAAGCCAGUAGAAGAAGCUGAAGACGUGAGACAAGCUCGACUCGCUCACGAGAAGGCCUGGCAAGAGGCCGCUGAGGCUUCCCGUAAACAACCUGAACUACCUAACGGAUACUGGAGUGGUCACCCCCAGAACCUGCAGGACUACCAGCCCGCUGCGUCAGAGCAGCAGGAUGUGUACGUCGCAGCACCAAGUGACGUGAACCCUUCUUUCACGAAGCCGACAGGAAAGCGCCAGGCAAAGGAAUAUUCGAGCGGUCCAUUCUACCAACCCGAGAAGCUUGAAGAACCAGAACCCACUGGCCCCCCUCGUGGUUUCUUCUAUCAGUUCGACUACCCAGUAUCCAGCAUUGUGCUCAAGAAUGAAGUACGCCAG